This is a messenger RNA of Setaria italica (foxtail millet), 486 nucleotides long. Its product is annotated as L10-interacting MYB domain-containing protein-like. The coding region runs from base 1 to 486 and encodes 161 amino acids. The transcript is spliced from 2 exons. Lineage: Eukaryota; Viridiplantae; Streptophyta; Magnoliopsida; Poales; Poaceae. The record is from RefSeq and is a predicted model, not a curated record.
AUGCCUGAAAUUGAUUGGAACUCGGAGAACACUCGGGUGUUGUGUAUGUUAUUUGCCGAACAAGUUGGAAAAGGAAAUCGGCCAAACACACACUUGAAUGCACUUGGGUAUGCUGAGGUUGAGAAAGGGUUCAAAGAAAGGGCUGGAAUAGCGGUUACGAAGGCUCAGAUCAAGAACAAAUGGGACAAAUUAAAGGAAGAUUUCAAGGCAUGGAAGAAACUAAUGCUGAGGCAAACAGGGACUGGUUGGGAUCCUAUAAAGAAGACUAUAGCUAUGGAUGACGAAUGGUGGAAAAAAGCUAGAGCUGAAAUUCCAGGUUGUGGAAAGUUCAAAAAGAAGGGUCUUGAGAAUGAAGAUGAAUUAGCCAAGUGUUUUUCUGACAUCACUACUAUUGGUAUUGAUGAUUGGUCUCCUCAUGUUGUGAAUGUUGAAGCACCAGAAAAUGUUGACGAGACACAAGAUGAGGAAAUCAAUUAUGAGCCGUAG